AGAAACACUGGGGCCUGGCCAGAACGUCACUGGAUGUUACCCUGAGUCUUGGUGCACCAUGAUUGGUGUUGGGAAGAAAAGAAUUAGUGGGUCUAGGGCUGGACUGGAGAGUGCCUGCUUUCUAAUUGUAUGGCGAUUCUCCCACCAUCUCCUUUAGGCUCCCUUUUCACCAAAUCGGGCAGCAGGCAGGGUCCUACAUGUUCAGCAUUUCUUUUCAAAGUGGCCUGGGUUCACUAUGUGAUUCCCAUGCUGGAUGGCUCUUGCUUCUGGGCACACAGCCUGAGGGGAGGUACUGAUCUGUGCCCUUUUGCUCCUCCAGGACCCAAACCCUACAUGAUGUGCAGUCCCCAGGAGAUAGACCUGCUGCGGCUAGAAGAAGUCUUCUCAGCCACCCUUGACCGCAUCAAUACCCUCAUUCUCCAGCCCCUGCUUACGACUGAGCCCUCAGAUUCAGCGGGCAGAGAGUGCCUGCAGCUAUUGCAGCAGCUGCACCAGAGUGCCCAGCAGCUCUGGGAAGUGACUGAGGAGAAUGUGCGUGCACUGCAGGAGCGGCUGCGCUGCCCGACCACCAUUGCCCUCGAGUCCCUGUCCUUGCUUCGAGGAGCUGAACGGAUUCUGCAAGUCCACAUGGAGUACAUCAACUCCUACACAAACUGCGUGGUGGCCCAGGCCUUCCAGAAGAUGGCCAAGAGGAGGAGCAACCAGUACUGGCGGGGUCAGCGGAAGGUUCUGCGGAAGCUCCUGUUUGGUGGGAGCUCAGAGGGCCCUGUGGGCUCCACGUUGGUGCAUGCCCUGCGCCAACCUCUCACCCAUCAUGUGCAGCAAUAUGUACUGCUUCUUCUAAGCCUCGCGGACACCAUCGAGGAGUGUCACCCAGCCCGAGAGUGGGUGGUGCAUGCGGCCACCAUCUUUGGGAACCUCCAGUCCUUCAUGAAGCAGGCUCUGGAUGAAGCUGUGGCAACGCAGACCCUCUGGCCCACCUUGAGCAGCCGGGUGAGGGAAGCACUGUACAGCCCCACUCGCCGACUCCUGCAGGACAGCCUGGAUAUGCCGGUGACUGUCAGUCCAUUACGGGCUGACCGUGUGCUGCUCUUCCAUGACGCCCUCAUCCUGCUGCAGGGUCAUUAUGUCCACACCUUUGAUCUGAAGCUGGUAUGGGUGGAUCCUGGGCAAGACCGGCACGUGUUACACCUCCUCACACCUGAGGAAGAGCUGUUCUUCUAUGCCAAGGAUCCUCAGGGCCAGGCAAUCUGGCAGUGGAAGAUCACCCGGGCUGUGUGCCAGGCUCUUUGUGGGCAGAAGGACUUCCCAGUGCUGGGGGAAGGCCUGGAACUCCCUGAGGCACCUGCCAGCCGCUGUGUGCCAUACACUUUUCGUGCUGAGGGCCGGCUCUGCCAGGCCACCUACGAGGGAGAAUGGUACAGGGGCAAGCCCCACGGCAAGGGAACCCUGAAGUGGCCUGAUGGGCGGAACCAUGUGGGAGAUUUCUGCCAGGGACAAGAGCACGGCUUUGGCAUCUGCCUGGUACCCCGGGCCUCUGAGGACAAGUUUGACUGUUACAAGUGCCACUGGCGGGAGGGCAGCAUGGAUGGCUAUGGCAUCUGUGAGUACAGCACUGAGGAGGUGUACAAGGGCUACUUCCAGGAGGGCCUGAGGCAUGGAUUUGGAGUUCUUGAGAGUGCCCCCCAGUCCCUUCACCCCUGCAGAUACACAGGCCACUGGAAGAGGGACCAGAGGAGCGGCUAUGGUGUAGAGGAGGAUGGAGACAGGGGCGAGCGCUAUAUUGGUAUGUGGCAGGCCAACCAGCGCCAUGGCCCUGGGAUCAUGGUCACCCAGGCUGGUGUCUGCUACCAGGGUACCUUCCAGGCAGACAAAAUGGUGGGUGCAGGGAUUCUUCUCUCUGAAGAUGACUACCUGUACGAGGGGAUCUUUACCAAGGACCUGAGCCUCACGGGAAAGGGCAAGAUAACUUUUCCCAAUGGCUUCACCCUGGAGGGUUCCUUCGGCAGUGGGAUGGGGAGAGGACUACACACACAGGGCAUACUAGACACUGCUGCCCUUCCUCCUGACCCUAGUAGCACCAGCAGGAGGCAGUUGGGCAUGGGUGCCUUCCCAGUGGAGAGCCGUUGGCAGGGUGUCUAUAGCCGCUUCAGGGACUUUGUGGCUGCUGGCUGCCCUGGGGAGCUACAGGAAGCCCUGCUGGGUUUCCACGUGCCCAGCUCGAGGGAGCUGCGCCAGUCUCAGGAGUAUCUGUGCUGUGAGCGGACCUGCCCUGAGGAUAGUGUGAAUAAGAUGGAAGAUUUCCUGGAGGAGCUGCUGCAGUACCAGGAACCUGAGGCCCUGCAGCAGUGUCUCAGGAAGGCUCUCAGCAAUCCACUGCACCCCCUGGGAAAGCUGCUUCGAACCCUGAUGCUGACCUUUCAGGCCACCUAUGCAGGCAUUGGGGCCAAUAAGCAUCUGCAGGAGUUGGCGCAGGAGGAAGUGAAGCAGCAUGCCCGGGAGCUCUGGGCUGCCUAUAGGAGUCUGCUACAGGUCGCCCUGCAGCACAAGGGCCAGAUCCUGGAGGAAGAAGAUGAAGAAACAAGGGACCAGCAGGUGCACAGACUGGUGCUUCCCCUCAUGCUGCCCAGCUUCUAUUCAGAGCUCUUUACACUCUACCUGCUUCUGCAUGAGCAAAAGGACGGGCGGUACAGUCAAGGCAUCGCCAGCCUUAGCCUCUUCCCUGACACCAAAUUGCUAGAGUUCCUGGAUGUGCAAAAGCAUCUGUGGCCCCUCAAGGACCUCACUCUGACCACCAAUCAGAGACACUCCCUGGUCAGGGACAAGUGCUUCCUGUCUGCCACUGAGUGUCUGCAGAAAAUCAUGACCACCGUGGAUCCCCGGGAGAAACUGGAAGUGCUGGAGAGGACUUAUGUGGAAAUUGAGGCCACAGUAUCACGGGUGCUGGGCCAGGAGCACAAGCUGCCCAUGGAUGACCUGCUGCCGCUGCUCAUCUACGUGGUGUCUCGUGCUCGAAUCCAGCACCUGGGAGCUGAGAUCCAUUUGAUCCGUGACAUGAUGAACCCCAUUCACACAGGGGGCCUGUACGACUUCCUGCUCACUGCCUUGGAGUCCUGUUAUGAACACAUCCAGAAGGAAGACAUGCGGCUGCACCACCUGUCUGGCUGCUGGGGCUGCAAGGACCGCUGGUAACUCUGGAUUCCUGACAAGGCAGGACUGAAAGGCCACUGUGAACUGCCCUAAUGUGCAGCCUGACUUGGCCUCACAGCCCAGGGGCCGAGGGCAGAAGUAGCCUUGAGGAUGAGGAUCCUGCAGGAAAUACCUCUGUGGCCCUCAGUUGGCGGCUUCCUGUGCCUAGUGACCUCUUCCCGAAGUAUCUCCCAACCCCUGAGCCUUGUUCCUAAAUUAAUAGACCUAAUGGGCCCUAGUGUGGCCAUGUGUAAAAUACAUCUCUGUACAGGAUCUUCUUGG
Suncus etruscus (white-toothed pygmy shrew) is the source of this 3471-nucleotide messenger RNA. It is a transcript of the gene ALS2CL, whose product is annotated as ALS2 C-terminal like. Bases 130 to 3192 code for a protein of 1020 amino acids. The record is from RefSeq and is a predicted model, not a curated record. NCBI's taxonomy places the organism in Eukaryota, Metazoa, Chordata, Mammalia, Eulipotyphla, Soricidae. The transcript has 25 exons.